Molecule: messenger RNA, 266 nt
Organism: Amoebophrya sp. A25
Lineage: Eukaryota; Dinophyceae; Syndiniales; Amoebophryaceae
Source: the annotation of a GenBank genome assembly
CGGUACUACAAUCCGGGCACACGAGAAGACAAAGAGGAAUACGCAUCGGAGUCUAGUGUGGAACCGGUGCUUUUACUCGAUUUGCAUGAGGGAAACAAGAAUGCCUUUUCCUUCUUGGAGACUGGAGGAGACCAAGAGGAAAAGCACGAGGAACACGAGGAGGACCAUCAUCACGAGCUACAUGAGGCAGAGCAUGACGACGUAGUGCCUCCGAGAAGUCUGUCAAGGCCGUCGAAACUAGUCCGACCAUCGAGCGCCCUGGAAAA